Molecule: messenger RNA, 3779 nt
Organism: Calypte anna (Anna's hummingbird)
Lineage: Eukaryota; Metazoa; Chordata; Aves; Apodiformes; Trochilidae
Gene: HSPA4
Product: heat shock protein family A (Hsp70) member 4
Exons: 19
Coding region: 392-2887 (831 amino acids)
Biological process (GO): protein folding
Cellular component (GO): nucleus; cytosol
Molecular function (GO): ATP-dependent protein folding chaperone; ATP binding
Source: RefSeq, a predicted model, not a curated record
UUCCUCCUCCUCCUCCUCCCCCCCCUUCCUCAGAGCCCUCGGAGCUCGGCGGCCUCACGGGAUCUUUCGAGAAGUCCUCAUCCUUCCCCUCCCCCUUUCCCUCCCUUUUUUUCCCCCCCUUUCCCUCCCCCCUUUUCCCCUCAGGAAGGCGGCCCAAACCCGCUCCCUUCUCCCCCUUUUCCCCCCCUUUUUCCCCUCAGGAUCGCGGCCCAAACCCGCUCCCUUCUCCCCCCUUUUCCCCCUCAGGAACGCGGCUCAAUCCCGCGCCCUUUUCCCCUCAGGAGGCGGCGGAGCGCAGCCCAACCCCGCGCCCUUCUUUCCCCCUUUCCCCCUUCCCCUUUUAACCUCUCCCUUCCCCUUUUACCCCUCGUAAACCUCUCCCGGCGCCGAAAUGUCGGUGGUCGGCAUCGAUUUAGGGUUUCAGAGCUGUUACGUGGCUGUAGCCCGAGCCGGAGGGAUCGAGACCAUCGCCAACGAGUACAGCGAUCGCAGCACACCAUCAUGCAUCUCCUUUGGGCCCAAGAAUCGCUCCAUUGGGGCUGCAGCUAAAAGCCAGGUUAUUUCAAAUGCAAAGAAUACAGUACAAAGUUUUAAAAGGUUUCAUGGUCGUGCAUUCUCAGAUCCCUUUGUUCAAGCUGAAAAAGCAAGCCUUGCCUAUGAACUUGUCCAGCUGCCAACAGGCUCAACUGGCAUCAAGGCCAUGUACAUGGAAGAGGAAAGAAACUUUACAAUUGAGCAGGUGACAGGGAUGCUGCUCACCAAACUCAAAGAGACUGCUGAGAAUGCACUCAAGAAGCCUGUGGUUGACUGUGUUGUUUCUGUCCCCUGUUUCUACACAGAUGCAGAAAGGAGGUCUGUGAUGGAUGCUACCCAGAUUGCUGGGCUCAACUGUCUGAGGCUGAUCAAUGAAACCACUGCAGUUGCCCUUGCCUAUGGAAUCUAUAAGCAAGACCUUCCUGCCUUGGAGGAGAAGCCCCGGAACGUUGUGUUUGUGGACAUGGGGCACUCUGCCUAUCAGGUUUCUGUCUGUGCAUUCAACAAAGGGAAGCUGAAGGUUCUUGCCACAUCAUUUGAUCCAACACUGGGAGGCAGGAAGUUUGAUGAGGUGCUGGUGGAAUAUUUUUGUGAAGAAUUUGGCAAGAAGUACAAACUGGACAUCAAGUCCAAGAUCAGGGCCCUGCUGAGGCUCUACCAGGAGUGUGAAAAACUGAAGAAACUGAUGAGUGCAAAUGCCUCUGAUCUGCCAAUGAACAUUGAGUGCUUCAUGAAUGACAUUGAUGUCUCUGGGACAAUGAACAGGAGCAAAUUCCUGGAGAUGUGUGAAGGGCUCCUGGGCAGAGUUGAACCUCCCCUCCGCAGCGUGCUGGAGCAGGCCAAGCUGAAGAAGGAGGAUAUUUAUGCAGUGGAGAUAGUUGGUGGCACCACGAGGAUCCCUGCUGUAAAAGAGAAGAUCAGUAAAUUCUUUGGCAAAGAAGUCAGCACAACUCUGAAUGCAGAUGAGGCUGUUGCACGAGGCUGUGCACUGCAGUGUGCAAUUCUGUCCCCAGCCUUCAAAGUGAGAGAGUUCUCCAUCACAGAUCUGAUUCUCUACCCCAUUUCCUUAAGAUGGAAUUCACCAGCAGAGGAUGGGCUAAGUGACUGUGAGGUCUUCCCCAAGAACCAUCCUGCUCCCUUUUCCAAGGUGCUCACGUUCUACAGGAAGGAGCCCUUCACCCUUGAGGCAUAUUACAGUUCUCCCAAGGAGCUGCCUUACCCUGAUCCUGCUAUAGCUCAGUUCCUGGUGCAGAAGGUCACACCUCAGACUGAUGGAUCCAGCUCAAAGGUGAAGGUCAAAGUCAGAGUAAACAUCCACGGGAUCUUCAGUGUUUCAAGUGCAUCUUUAGUGGAGGUUCAUAAGUCUGAGGAGAAUGAGGAGCCAAUGGAAACAGAUCAGCAUGGGAAAGAGGAAGAGAAGAUGCAGGUGGACCAGGAGGAGCACCAAAAGGCUGAAGAGCAGCAGCAGCCCCAGCCUGACAGCAAAGCAGAGUCUGAAGAAAUGGAGACUUCUCAGGCUGACUCCAAAGACAAGAAAGUGGAUCAGCCACCUCAAGCCAAGAAGGCCAAAGUCAAGACCACCACAGUGGACCUGCCCAUUGAGAACCAGCUGGUGUGGCAGAUAGGGAGGGAUAUGCUGAACCUGUUCAUUGAGAAUGAGGGUAAAAUGAUCAUGCAGGAUAAGCUGGAGAAAGAGAGGAAUGAUGCCAAGAAUGCAGUGGAAGAAUAUGUGUAUGAUAUGAGAGACAAACUCUGUGGCAUUUAUGAGAAGUUUGUGGGUGAAGAGGAUCGAAACAGCUUCACCCUGAAGCUGGAGGACACAGAGAACUGGCUUUAUGAAGAUGGGGAAGACCAACCCAAGCAGAUCUACAUUGAUAAACUGACAGAGCUGAAGGCUCUGGGUCAACCUAUUCAAGCAAGAUUUCAGGAAUCAGAGGAAAGACCAAAAGCAUUUGAGGACUUGGGGAAGCAAAUUCAGCAGUACAUGAAAGCUGUCCAGGCAUUCAAAGCAAAGGAUGAGCAGUAUGACCACCUGGAUGAGGCAGAGGUGGCAAAAGUGGAGAAGAGUGCAAAUGAAGCAAUGGAGUGGAUGAACAAUAAACUGAAUCUCCAGAACAAGAGAAGCCUCACUCUGGACCCCGUUGUGAAAGCUAAAGACAUCCAAGCUAAAACUAAAGAGCUGACAGGUAUCUGCAACCCCAUUGUCACAAAACCCAAACCCAGAGUGGAGCUCCCCAAGGAGGAGCAGAAAGCAGCUGAACCCAACGGACCAGUGGAGGGCCAGGGAGAGGCCCCCGAGGCUGCUGAGCCCCCUGCCCCUGAGAAGAAGCUCCCUGAGAUGGACAUUGACUGAAUUCCAGCACUUGUUUAUAUUAAUUAUUAUUAUUAUUAAUUAUUAUUAUUGCAAACUUACAAUAAAGCUUUAAGUUGUCAGCUUCGUACGUUCUGAAUCCCACCUGGAGCCCCCCCAGCGUUUUUGGGGCAUUUCUGGAGAGGUUUGGUGAGUGCCUGGGGUCAGAACACGGGGGCAGCUUCACUCCUCCCACCAGCAGCCACAAUUUUCCUGCUGUUCAGACUGAAUUGACCAUUUCUGGGUGUUCUCACCAGGCCUGCAGGAACACCCAGAAGCAGCUGCUCCAUGUUCCAUGCCCAGGGGGAGUCUGACUUCAGGGGAGCAGCCUCUGGGAGCUGUUUGCUCCCUGUCUGUCCCCUUUCAGUGCCCCUCACCCCCUUUUCCCUCUGCUCCCCUCCUCCAGCUUUAGCUCCUGCCCUGGUUUGCACUUCCCCAGCUCCCCCUCACACCAGGUUUGCUGGGGUCCUGUUUUGGGGUGUGUGGGACAGGAGCUGAGCCCCAGGUGCCCCAGAGCUCUGUUCCUGACCACCCCCUGCCUGCCCAGAGCCUGGGGGGUUCCUCUCUCUCUGCUUCAAGCAGCAGCUCCCAGAAAAUGAGGAGGAUUUGGUAUUUCAGCUGCAAUUCUGACUUUUUAACUCUUCCUGCAGGGGCUUUGCUUGCUGCUACGAGGCCUUCAUUGGAAUGCUUGGGGUUUGGCUGGGGUUUUUUUUCUGUUUUUCCCCAGAAAAAGAAACACUUGACUGAUUUGGCUAUUUUUAUUAUUUCUCUGAGCUUUAUACAAUGAUUUGUCACUGAACUUGCAGCCCUGACUUUGUCUGUGUUAAAAACCCAAAGCUGAGCCCCUGCUGCCCCUCAGACAUUGCAAGAAAUAAAUGCACUGGAUUCUACUGGA